This is a messenger RNA of Meloidogyne enterolobii, 181 nucleotides long. Lineage: Eukaryota; Metazoa; Nematoda; Chromadorea; Rhabditida; Meloidogynidae. The record is from the annotation of a GenBank genome assembly.
UUAUUCUUCAUUCAAAUCAAAAUUUUCUAAAAUGACUGUAACAGUGCCAAAGUACAACGACGAUACCAAUACAGACGUUACACAGGAGUCCAUUCAAGUUCAACCACAAAUAUUAGAAACUUACAACCAAAAUACAUCAAAGCCGGCGGGCUUUAAACGAACGCCGCAACAAGUGAAUUAG